AAUAUCUCUACAUUAUGCUAUUAAUUAAAUUAUUUACAAAAUUAUCUUAUUAAUUUCGUGUGACAAAUAUUUAUUUUACACGAAUCUUUAGUUUAGACUUAAAAUUCUGCAAUUUUGGAUGAUAUAUUUUACCAGAUCUAAAUCUGUUUAAUAAUUUAUAAUAUGAGAACAUAUUAAUGGUUUUGUAAUAUAAUAAGUUUUUUGAGAAAUUUGUUAAAUGUCAGAUCGUGCUACUGACUCUUCAUAUUCUUAUAGGGCACAGGGUUACGGACCAUCCAGGAAUUCUUCUUCAUACAGGCCUUACGUUAAAAGUGACAAGUCAUUUGGUCGGCAUUCUGAGAACCAUCACGAUAAAUACGCCACUAAACCUUACGAUAAACCCAUGGCUCAUCAACCUCCAACGCCAUACUCUCAACCACCAAACGGGCCAGGACUAAGAUAUCCCCAGGAUCAAAGGUUUCCAGCGGAUCCAAGAUAUGCUCAAGAUUCCAGAUAUGCGCCAUCAGGUGAAAGAUAUCCAGAACAGAGAUCGCCUUAUUCUCAUUCUUCUUAUAGUGGGAAUAGAUCUUAUAGUUCAAACCCACAUGAUUCUGGCUACGGUGGUAGAGGAUAUAAUCACCAGGGCAGACCCGGUCACAAUAGUUUUGGAGGAUCUUAUGGUAGUGAGAACUUAGGAGCUGGAUUACAACCUGUGAACUGGAACCAAAUUGAGUUGGUCAAGUUUGAGAAGAAUUUCUACGUGGAGCACCCUGAAGUUAAGGCCAUGACACAACAAGAGGCUGAUGAGAUUAGAAGAGCGAAGGAGAUAACCGUAGUUCAUGGUAGAGAUGUGCCUAAACCUGUGGUUAAAUUUGAGUACACUUCGUUCCCGAGAUAUAUUUUAAGCUCAAUUGAAGCUGCCGGAUUUAAAGAACCCACCCCAAUCCAAGUUCAAUCCUGGCCCAUCGCUCUCAGCGGUCGUGACAUGAUCGGCAUUGCAGAAACUGGAUCUGGUAAGACGUUGGCAUUUUUAUUGCCGGCGAUAGUGCAUAUAAAUGCGCAGGCGUUAUUGAGGCCGGGGGACGGUCCGAUAGUAUUAGUAUUAGCUCCUACGCGUGAGUUAGCGGAGCAAAUUAAGGAGACUGCGCUGGUAUUUGGUAGAUCAAGUAAAUUAAAGACAAGUGUAGCAUACGGUGGUGUACCAAAGCGGUUUCAAACCAUAGCGUUGAGGAGAGGUGUUGAGAUUUUAAUUGCCUGUCCCGGAAGAUUAAUCGACUUUCUAGAGUCGAGUGUUACAAAUUUAAGAAGAGUAACAUAUUUAGUGUUGGAUGAAGCGGACAGGAUGCUGGAUAUGGGAUUUGAGCCUCAGAUUAGGAAAAUCGUAGGACAGAUUAGACCAGACAGGCAGACUCUAAUGUUCAGCGCAACUUGGCCUAAGGAAGUAAUUGCACUUUCAAGAUCGCUGCUGAGUCAUGAAGUUGUUCAUGUUAAUAUCGGAUCACUAGACCUUACCACUUGCCAUAACAUUGAGCAGAACGUGUUUAUCCUUGAGGAGAGAGAAAAACGCGUCAAACUCAAGGAACUACUAAAAAAACUAAUGGACGGCGGAAAGAUCUUAAUCUUCUCAGAAACGAAGAAAGGAGCUGACACACUUACAAGAGAACUUAGACUAGAUGGCUGGCCAGCACUUUGCAUCCACGGGGAUAAGAAACAGGAGGAAAGGACCUGGGUGCUCAACGAGUUUAAAUCGGGAAAACACCCCAUCAUGAUCGCCACCGACGUCGCCAGCAGAGGCCUUGACGUCCGUGACGUUAAAUACGUUAUCAACUAUGAUUUCCCCGGACAAAUCGAAGAUUACGUACAUCGUAUCGGGAGAACCGGACGCGCCGGAAUGAAAGGAAGUUCGUAUACGUUUUUAACUCCGGAUAAGUUUAAGAGUGCGCGUGAGUUGGUGAAGUUGAUGAGGGAGGCGAACCAGGAGAUCCCUCCGGAAUUACAGAAAUUAGCAAACGAACGUUCAUACGGAACAGAGCAAAGGCGUUGGGGCGGUUAUGGAAGGCCGUUUUCAAAUUCCACUAACCUCGUGCCACUUGGUGGAACGCCAAGAAGCCACAACACAUACUCAAACUAUUAUCCAAGGAGAUAAUUUUAUACUAUACACAUA
Theileria parva strain Muguga is the source of this 2143-nucleotide messenger RNA. It is a transcript of the gene DBP2, whose product is annotated as DEAD/DEAH box helicase. Lineage: Eukaryota; Apicomplexa; Aconoidasida; Piroplasmida; Theileriidae. The transcript is spliced from 3 exons. The coding region runs from base 218 to 2125 and encodes 635 amino acids. The record is from RefSeq and is a predicted model, not a curated record. Gene Ontology annotation, cellular component: ribonucleoprotein complex; cytoplasm; nucleus. Gene Ontology annotation, molecular function: RNA binding; ATP binding; RNA helicase activity.